Molecule: messenger RNA, 1809 nt
Organism: Trichobilharzia regenti
Lineage: Eukaryota; Metazoa; Platyhelminthes; Trematoda; Strigeidida; Schistosomatidae
Source: the annotation of a GenBank genome assembly
AUGGAUUUCAAUAAUUUGGAUGACCUCCUUCAUAAUCUGCUUCUGUUUAUCUUAGAAUAUCAUUGGUUGUAUAAUUUUCAAUGGAUUGGUGAUUUAUUCAAAGUUCAGAAUAGUUCAUCUGGAUGCCAUAUAUCCUCUGUUCUUGAUAAUUUACCUAUAUCUUGGAAGAGUGCAUUGCAAACUGCUAGCCUUGAAGAAUUACAGAUGUUUGUUUCCGGUAUUUCGAGCUCAUAUCAUUGGCCUGAGAGCCUUUUAAAUUUCUCUAAUCAAUGUCGUCAAUAUACACGAUUAUUAUCUAAUUAUAUUUUAUUAAAUCCUAAUCACUGUCCUCUUCAUACAUGUCAUUUGAAUGUUAACAGUAUGUGUACAGAUUUAAUAACAUCUAUAAAUGUUGAUAAAAUUGAAAGCGAUUACUUUUUAAAAGUUUCUCAAAAGAAAUCCUAUGAACUUAAACAAAUGUCUACACUGAUUCAAGCAAUCUUGUCUUCAGUAUUGAAUAAUGAAUCCCGCAUUUCAUUGAGUCAGAAUCAAAUAGUUUCUUCAAAUGAAUUAAUUGUGAAUAAUGAUGAUCAGUUAUGUGGUAAUUUUCAAACUUUUCGUUUAAUUAACGAAACGAUUUUAGAAAAGGACAAUGCUAAAGCCUCAUCUAUUGACACUGCGAUAACACUUGUUGAUAUUGGAUCAGGUUUAGGGUAUCUGCCCAACUAUGUUGGUUAUCGAUUACUGCAGUCUUAUGACCACCUAUCCGGAAAAAAUCAGCAGCUGAAAGUGAUUUCAAUUGAAUGUGAUGAAAAGCUGCAUUGUAAAGCUUUGAAAAAUCUACAAGUUUAUGAUUCUAUACAACAAACAAAACCGUUAAGUUCAGUUAUUGAAAGAAUAUUAUUUCGUGUUGAACUAUCAAAUUUAGAUUUACUGCAGACUAAGCUUCAUCAAUUGUCCUGUAAUCAAAACUAUCUUCUAACUGGUUUACAUUGUUGUGGAGAUUUAAGCCAAUCCAUCAUUGAAUUAUUCCAUAAAGAUGAAACAGCAAAGAUUUUACUACUAGUUGGAUGCUGUUAUCAUAAAAUGACAGUGGAAAAAUUCCCCACUAGUGAUUAUCUGCGCGAAGCUAUGGUGAAUUGUGACUCGACCUUCAUUAGAAAAUGCAUCUCUCCAGCUACCCUACGUUUAGCCUGUCAACAUUCACCUUUAAUUUGGUUAAAUUGGACAGAACACGAUUCAAAUAAACAUCGUAUACGUCUGUUGGCUCGAUUAAUUUUAGAUCUCACCUUAUGCAAGCAUAAUUAUUUGUCCAAUAACGAAAUUGAAGAACAUUUACACAAACGAUUAGAUCCUGUGUCACAUUGCGAGGUGAUUAAAAACCUUUUGACAACAGGUGAUGAACACGAAUUACGUAAUUGUGAUGGUCAGUCGGGAUUAUUAUUAUCAUUUGAUAAGAUUUAUACUGCAUUAAUUGAUUUCUGGAAUAGAUAUCUUUUGGAUAUUGUACACCCUGACAAACGAAUGAAUAAUAGAGACGAUGGCGAUGACACCAGUAACAUUAAUAAUCAAUAUUUUAUUGACUAUCGUGAACACUUUGAGUCUGUGUGGAAAUUGAUACCAGGUCUUUUAGCCUUACAACAAUUAUUGCAACCAUUACUUGAAAAUAUUGUACUGUUUGAUCGUUUAUGGUGUCUAAGAGAAACUGGCAGAAGUAAUAGUAGAUCUGUUACUGAUCCAUAUCAAUUUUCUGGUUAUAUUCGAAUUUUUGAUCCCUUUCUCUCACCGAGAUGUAUGGCAUUAUUAGUAUAUAAAAGUGAAUUGUCUUAA